Asparagus officinalis (garden asparagus) is the source of this 2605-nucleotide messenger RNA. Its product is annotated as FT-interacting protein 1-like. The record is from RefSeq and is a predicted model, not a curated record. Lineage: Eukaryota; Viridiplantae; Streptophyta; Magnoliopsida; Asparagales; Asparagaceae.
AUGUCAGCAGAUGACUUCCCCGCGCGCCAAUCCGCGCGCCGCCGAGUACGGCUUGAGAUCGAGACCAGGCCUCCCCUAGCCGGGCGCUGCCGCCGGCGCAGCCUCCUCGCCUGCGCCUCGCCGCCGCCAGGCCCAGCAAGAUCAGCUCGACCUACGGACCUCGUGAGCAAAUGCACUACUGUACGUCACGUGGUGAAGGCCGGCGCGACCUCCCGCCCUGGACGUCACGCGGCACACCUCGACGCCUUCGUCGAGGUGAAGCUGGGCAACUACCAAGGUCGUCACCAGGGUCCCUCGAGAAGAACAAAGCCACGCUCAAAACCAGGUCUUCGCCUUUCCUGCCCAGGAUGCGCCUGCCAGGCCCACUUCCUGCGAGGUCUCGUCAAGGACAAGGACCUGGUCACCAAGGACGACUCUGGUCGCCGGGUCGGGUUCGACCUGGCGGAGAUCCCGACCCGGGUCCCGCCCGACAGCCGCUGGCGCCCGCAGUGGUACCAGGCUCGAGGACAGGAGGGGGCUCAAGCUAGAGAGGGCGAGAUAAUGCUGGCCGUCUGGGAUGGGCAGCGCCAGGCCCGACGAGGCUUCCCGGACGCGUGGCACUCCGACGCGCAUUCGUCUGCUGCUGGCGGGCCUGGCGCAGCACCGGUCGCAAGGUCCUACUUCUCGCCAAGCUUCAUGCACCUCCGGGUCCAUCGCCAUGAGGCGCAGGAACCUAGGCCGGCGGACGCCGUCCCGCCCGCCGCCGGACGCCUUCCUCAAGUCCAGCUCGGGGGGCAGCUGCGCCGGACGCGCUCCUCUGGCCCGUGCGCGUUCGGCGAACGCCGGUCUGGAAACGGAGGACUGAUCCUGGUGGCGUCGGAGCCGUUCGACGAGCCGCUGGUCGUAAACGUCGAGGACCGGGUGGGGCCCGGGAAGGACGAGUCCCCUCGGCUGGUCGUGCUGCCGCUGUCGGCCGUGGCGGUACGCACGCGGACCCGACCAAGCAGCAAGGCUCGUCGAGGGCGCGAGUGGUUCAGCUUGAGCAAGGCGCGAAGGCUCCGUCGGGGACGGCGACGAACAGGAGGAGAAGAAGCAGGAGUCGCAGGUUUAGAGGGCAAGAUUCACCUGCGGAUCUUUCUCGAUCUCGGGUACCACGUCCUCGACGAAUCCACGCACUACAGCAGCGAUCUCCGCCCGUCGGAGAAGAAUAUGCGGAAGCCUAGCAUCGGGAUGCUCGAGCUCGGGAUACUGAACGCGAGGAAUCUGAUGCCGAUGAAAGCCAAGGAUGGGCGAGGCACUGACGCGUACUGCGUCGCAAAGUACGGACCCAAAUGGGUGCGGACACGGACGAUCCUCAGCAGCCUCGCGCCCAAGUGGAACGAGCAGUACACUUGGGAGGUGUUCGAUCCGUGCACGGUGAUCACCGUCGGAGUUUUCGACAACAACCACAUAGAGUCUAGGGACCAGAGGAUUGGUAAAAUCCGGAUUAGGCUGUCGACACUGGAGACUGAUCGAGUUUAUACACAUUACUACCCCCUGCUAGUUCUUCAACCCUCAGGGUUGAAAAAAACCGGGGAGCUUCAUCUCGCGGUUAGAUUCACUUGCACUGCUUGGGUUAACAUGAUGAGUUUAUACGGCAAGCCUCUUUUGCCUAAAAUGCAUUAUGUUCAGCCGAUCCCAGUGGUUCAAUUGGAUUAUUUACGACACCAAGCGAUGCAAAUUGUAGCGUCGAGAUUGACUCGAGCUGAGCCACCCUUGAGAAAGGAGGUGGUUGAGUACAUGCUCGAUGUAGAUUCGCAUAUGUGGAGCUUGAGGAGGAGCAAGGCGAAUUUCUACCGGAUCACCUCGCUUCUCUCUGGAAUCGGAGCGACAGUGAGGUGGUACGAUAACAUUCGAAACUGGCGUAAUCCGAUAACCACGGUUCUGGUUCAUGUGUUGUUCUUGAUACUGGUUUGUUACCCGGAGUUGAUAUUGCCGACGAUUUUCCUGUAUUUGUUCAUGAUUGGGGUGUGGAACUAUAGGUUCAGGCCGAGAAAUCCAGCGCAUAUGGAUGUUAAGCUGUCGCACGCUGAGCUGGUGCAUCCGGAUGAGCUGGACGAGGAGUUUGACACUUUUCCGACGAGUAGAUCACCGGAGAUAGUGCGAAUGAGGUAUGAUAGGAUGAGGAGCGUGGCGGGGAGAGUACAGGCGGUGGUGGGGGAUUUGGCGACGCAGGGGGAGCGGGCCCACGCGCUGCUCAGCUGGCGGGAUCCGAGGGCGACGGCCAUAUUUGUUAGUUUUGCCCUGAUUUUUGCGGUAUUUUUGUAUGUUACGCCGUUUCAGGUGGUGGCAGUGAUAGCCGGAUUGUAUUUGCUCCGGCAUCCGAAGUUUAGGAGCAGGUUGCCGUCCGCGACGUACAAUUUUUACAGGAGGUUGCCGGCGAAGAACGAUAUGUUGCUGUGAGCUAAGUUGAGAGCAGGGUUUGGGCUUAUGUGUAAUAAUGAGAAAUUAGCUUGAAUGAUUUCAUGGUGGGCUGUUUCGUUGUUAUUGUUGAUUGCAUCGUUGAGGUUUAGUUGCAUAUAAUGCUAUAACAUGAAGUUGUAUUUGCAGCUUAUUGGUUCAAAUUUUUAACAUCGGUUGAAUUUGA